Molecule: messenger RNA, 342 nt
Organism: Macrosiphum euphorbiae (potato aphid)
Lineage: Eukaryota; Metazoa; Arthropoda; Insecta; Hemiptera; Aphididae
Source: the annotation of a GenBank genome assembly
AUGGACGAUGAGAACAUAUCAAAAAUACCCAGUGCAAGACGGCACGAUUGUUACUUAAAUAAAUACAUAUAUAGUCCUUACCAGAUACACACAGUAACCGAUGAACAACGAUGCAAUGUCGCCAUAUCAGACGGAGUAUUGGUCACAAGUAAACUCUGCAGCCAUCUGAUGUGGACCGUGGACGAAUCUCCACCAAGUCGAAAUCUAAGUCUGACAGGCUUCUCGACGGGGACAAAACGCACAGACAUAUUGCACACGAGGUCGUGUGGUGAUAGUUCGAGUAACCUCACUGGUCCGUUAUCACUGUCCGAAAUGUCAAAGGUGCGGAAAAACCACCCUUAA